Messenger RNA from Plodia interpunctella (Indianmeal moth), 1922 nucleotides. Its product is annotated as peptidase inhibitor 16-like. Lineage: Eukaryota; Metazoa; Arthropoda; Insecta; Lepidoptera; Pyralidae. Bases 66 to 1907 code for a protein of 613 amino acids. The transcript has 9 exons. The record is from RefSeq and is a predicted model, not a curated record.
AACUAGAUGCGAGAGGAGAAUAAUCGUAUUUACAAUUUGUGUUUGUUAUCUCCUUUACAUUGUAAAUGAGCAAAAAAAUAUUUAUUAAAUUCCCAUUACACGCUAUUUUAUUUUUACUUUUUUAUUCACGAUCAAUUCAAUCUGAUCAAUACUGCAGCGAUGAGCAAUGCAAAGAACAUAAUAGAAAUGUAUCAUGUCAUAUGCAGGUAGGAAUUUGGGUCCGGCACUGCGUUGACUACGAAAAAACAAUCAAAACAGAAAGGGACAAGCAAGCCAUUUUGAAUAAAAUAAAUAGCAGACGAAAUAAGGUGGCAUCGGGCGAGAUCCGGUCAUUCCCACCGGCUGGGAACAUGAUGAAAUUGGAAUGGAGUGAGAAUUUAGAAAAGUCUGCCCAAAGAUGGGCUGACCAAUGUGUUGGGCAAGGUGCGCCUGAUGUUAAAGACGAAUGCUUGAACAUAGAAACUGAAGGCCAAAAUAUAGCAACGAUAUUCGGCGAUGCCCCAGGCUUAUCGCCUUUGGUAUUGGUGGAUGUCUGGUACAUGGAACUUCUCCACAUGAAUACUUCAAUCAUACCACAAUAUAUAUUAUCCUCGGAAGCAGGAUUAUCCCAUUACGACUAUUUUGCUCAACUAGUGUGGGCGGAGUCUAGCUACGUGGGAUGUGGCGGCGUCAAGUUCAAAGAAUCGAAAAAGGAUGGCAAAGGAACAAACAGAACAGUUAACAGGCUGGUAUGUAAUUUCUUUCCCGGCGGAAACCGAGUGCACAAACCAGUGUAUGUGAAAGGAGAACCUUGUUCCACGUGCCCUGAGGGGAGUGGCUGUGAUUUGGAAUAUAAUGCCUUAUGUAAACUUAUUAGAACGAAAGGAAUACAUAGUACCGAAGAUAUUACAAAAAUGAUUCAUAAUAAUUCAAAUACAACAAAACGUAAUGGUUCCUCAUUUAUAAAUACCGAUCAGAUUAUUAAUGACACAAAUGAUGAUGAAUAUUUUAUGCCUUAUAAUUAUUUUACAAAUGUUAAUAAAGCCUCAAUGGAGACUGUUACCCCCUCACCAACUAUUGGUAAGCAAUGCAAAGACAUGGCUGUUGAAGACUUUCUAGAAUUAUUAAAAAAGAAAUUAAGCAAUGACCCAAUGUUCAAAGAUCUCGCUUCUAAAUCAAAUUCACUAGCAGGAGAUGUCACGAACACAGAUCCCAAUGUUGCAGCAUUUGUUAGUAAACUUUACAGUAAAAAAGUUCCUUCCACAACGACAAAACAAACUGAAAAAGAUUUUAUAAAUUCGACAUUACUUGUGGAUUUAGUAGAGGCUGUGAUAUUUAGAAGUGGGGACAAAAUGCCAACGUCAGUAGAAAGUGAAUCUUAUUUCAAUACACCAAUCGUCGAAGUUAAUCCUAUCAAAAUAAAGGCAGAACUAUCUGAAAUCAAGUUGAAUCAAGAUUUUACAGGGCAUUAUUUUUUCCCUGAAGACGAAGAUGAAACUGAAGCUACCAAAACUGAAAUAACUGAAGUACCCGAAUUAUAUGAGGACAUGUUAAGUUUUUCAAUGUCAGAUGUGGCAUUGGAAAUAGAGGAUUUUAAACGUAUAAAAACCACAAAAGAUUUCCUUGAAGAGAUUCUAGAAUCAGAAUCCGCCAGCGAAAAUCGUGUUAUAAGGUUUAAAAGACAUGAAGAAGAAACAAAUGAUAUAGACACAACAUUUCAAAGUGCUAGAAGAGGUGUACCUGACCUGUGCCAACCACGGAAAGUAAAAAUUAAGUAUAGCGACUUGUUACGUCAAAUCGCUUUCGACUUAAAAAUGUUGAAAUUGAGUGACCGUUUUCAUUGUACUAAAAGCUAUUCUGCGAAACACGUAAAUGCGCUAUUUACUCAAAUCCUCUGCGUAGUUACGUUUCAAUGUAUUUUAAAAUAAACUGUGUUUAAAUAA